GGUCUGUACCCCGUCCUAAUAUGCGGAUUAAACUGCAAAUGCCUGGGCAUAUCACUCCACUCUUUGAGGCAAACAUCAUCAUCCCUCUCAUGAUCAUCCCCAGUGGACUCGCUCAACCCCUGCUUUUUACUGAUAAACUUGAGAAAGACCAGUGUUACCCCACCCACCAUAACCACGAGAGCCACAGUAACCGCCAGUUCUCUGACGCACCAAUAUUUAUUCCUCUCCGUGUCACCUCAAUUUCAACAAACACAUCCGCAUUGCGCGCCUGCACACCUCACAGUGCCUAGAGCUUUCGCUUCACAGCCGAGGCGUUCACACCCUACUCCAGCCCUGCAACUGCAGCCCCCUUUCUGCCUGUCCAAGGUUACAAGUCCACCCCUCAGCCUCUUGACUUCAUUUUCCCUGCUUUCACAUUGUCGAGGAGUUUAUCGACCAGAUGCAGAAACAAGUUUCUUCCUGGUUCAAUUUUCAUUAUUUCUCAGCGAUGCUGAAUCAUUUCCCGGGGACCAGAUGAUUAUUAUCAUCCCUGAGGAGCUCUUGAACUAUAGAUAACUGGGGGAAGGUCGUGGCAUUUAUCGCUGACAGAUUUUUUAAAUUUAUUUUUCUAUCUGUUCAUGUUAGAUUUUUUUUUCCCUCUCUGUGGAGGGGAAUUGAGGGGAUAGCGCAUGUGCUGGGGAGAGGAGGUGCAGUGCACGAGGGGUGAACUUGCAGUGGCGAUUGGGAUGUGGGUGGAAGAUGAUUGGGAGUAUCACGAGGAUAUUGGGAAGAGUCAGGCAACAGUUUAAUUAUUCAACUGUCAGCAAGGCACGUGAUCGCACUUGGGGAGGUCCCUGGAGGUCGAGGGAGGGGAGGUACGACCGAUGCCAAUCCUCCGAGGAACCGCAUACUUUUUAUAAACAAGGAUUGUCACUGUUUCCUUUGGGAAUUAAGAUGCCGAGAACCAGAAGGCGUCAUCGCUCGCGUACCCACUCGAGGUCUCGUUCUCAUUCAGCGAAUGAGCCGCAGUUCGAGCACAAACGUAGGCGAAUCGAUUAUGAGAGCCCCCAGAGCAAGGGCACGUACAGGUGA
Molecule: messenger RNA, 1071 nt
Organism: Diachasma alloeum
Lineage: Eukaryota; Metazoa; Arthropoda; Insecta; Hymenoptera; Braconidae
Exons: 3
Coding region: 739-1071 (110 amino acids)
Source: RefSeq, a predicted model, not a curated record